Messenger RNA from Lactuca sativa (garden lettuce), 978 nucleotides. The record is from RefSeq and is a predicted model, not a curated record. NCBI's taxonomy places the organism in Eukaryota, Viridiplantae, Streptophyta, Magnoliopsida, Asterales, Asteraceae.
ACGAUUUUCUUGAAGCAUUAGACUUGCAGCGUCGCCCGAUUCAGGUUUUAUUUUUUCUUCCUCGUUCAAUUUAUGACAUUGCUUUUCUGCUUUCAUUUUUUCUCGUUUAUUCUAUAUCAACGGCGUAAUACUUUUCCAUUCAUGCUUAAUGGCAUCGUUGAAAGUCACACAAUACGUGCACGACGACGUGAACAUUAGAGAACCUGGUAAUCGAAAUUUGUAGCAUGCAUGUUUGACAUGGCCAAGUUAAAGAUUUUCACGAAGUCUAUAACAUAUAUAAGAUGACUGUUAUUUGCGAGAAAGCACGACUACUUGUUAUGUUAUGUUCUUAGUGAUGCUAUACAAACAUCUGUCAUGUUCUUUAUAUCUUAAUUAAAUUUCUUACCAUUUUCUACUCCUUUGUUGAUUAGUUAUAUUGUGGUUGACUAUGUUUGAUUUGUGAUAACAGCAAGAAGUUUCAAGUAAACGAGAUUUUUGGGUGUAAGGGAACGGAUCAAUAAAAGAGUUAAGACAGCGAAUAAGUCAAUCAAGCAAUUUAAGGAAGAACUUGCUCGAUGUAAAAACCAAAUCGGAAAAAUGGGUCCUGGUCUGGCUCAACGAGUUAUGGAAGUUCGGAAAAAGAGACUUAUCAAGGAGAAAAGAUGGUACCAAACACAACGUGACAUGCUAAACAAACAAAUUUUUGAUCUAGAUCGAGUCAUAUUUGCUUGGGAUGGUAUUAAGGAGGCUCAGCAAAUAGCAUCGUGUUUGAAAUCAGCAAAUAUAGAGUUGAAAGGAAUGAUGAAAAUUUUGCAAGAUGACCAAGAAGAUCUUAUGGGUGGCGCCGUCUAAAAAUCAGUCGUUUUAUGUUUUAUUAUCACUUUCCUUUUCUUUUAACUCUUAGACUAUUUUGGAUAGAGAAUUUGUGAUUUGUACUUUUGAAAAAUAUUUACCGAUUAGUACUCUUUUAAUAUUCUACUAUAAUAAAUGAAACUUUUU